Molecule: messenger RNA, 3888 nt
Organism: Clupea harengus (Atlantic herring)
Lineage: Eukaryota; Metazoa; Chordata; Actinopteri; Clupeiformes; Clupeidae
Product: glutamate receptor 4-like
Biological process (GO): monoatomic ion transport
Cellular component (GO): membrane
Molecular function (GO): signaling receptor activity; ligand-gated monoatomic ion channel activity
Source: RefSeq, a predicted model, not a curated record
UGGGUGGAAGAGACUUAUUUUUUCCCCACAGAUUAUCUGUUUUAUGUACUACGGUCAGGAUAGUGACAGUUUUAGCAAAUAUGACCAUUUUUAUAAGAGUUCCCUACUGUAGCUUUAAUCCCCAUUCCCAAAAUGUUCCCACUUAAUUUGCACAAAAUGAAUGAACAAUCCAAACAGCUGCAUACAGUUCGUAUGUUUCAAAGGGUGUGAUUCAAAUGUUCUGUCAGUUCAUGUGGAUGCUCACUCGACUCCUGAUUCUCUAUGCCUAAGCCCUGAGAAUCGAUUCUUUUUUUUUUUUUUUUUUCCCAUCGACUCUCAUCCCACAUCUCUGCAUGUGGUAUGUCUACCGCUGGGCAGAGUUGAACGAAGCUCAUGGCAUUGCGGGGGGAAAUCCAUAGGGAAGAAAAUAUCAAGGAUGUACUGCUAAUGCAUAGGCUAGUUUUUUUUUCCUCCAUCCCCUCCCCAAUUGUCAGUUUCCUCAAUGUCUCUUCAUAGUUUUAAUUAAUCAAAAUGAGGAUUUUGUACAACCACAUUUUAGUGAUAUUUUCUGGCAUUUGCGGACUCACAAUGGGCCCUUUUCCAAGCAGCGUUCAGAUUGGCGGGUUGUUCAUCAGAAACACCGAUCAGGAAUACACUGCAUUUCGUUUAGCUAUUUUCCUGCACAAUACCAGUCCUAACGCAUCUGAGGCUCCUUUUAAUCUCGUGCCACACGUGGACAAUAUUGAGACAGCCAACAGCUUCGCCGUUACCAAUGCCUUUUGCUCCCAGUAUUCAAGAGGCGUAUUUGCGAUCUUCGGCCUGUACGACAAGCGUUCUGUGCACACGCUGACGUCGUUCUGCGGAGCCCUCCACAUCUCCCUCAUCACCCCCAGUUACCCCACCGAGGGAGAAAGCCAGUUUGCCCUGCAGCUUCGGCCCUCCAUCCGGGGAGCACUCCUCAGCCUUCUAGACCACUACGACUGGAACCGCUUUGUCUUUCUAUACGACACUGACCGCGGAUAUGCCAUACUUCAGGCCAUCAUGGAAAAGGCUGGACAGAAUGGUUGGCAAGUCAGUGCUAUCUGUGUGGAAACCUUUAAUGAUGCAAGCUAUCGACAACUUCUGGACGACCUAGACCGCCGGCAAGAGAAGCUAUAUGUUAUAGAUCUGGAAGCAGAAAGACUGACAAAUAUGUUGGAACAGAUUGUGAGUGUUGGCAAACAUGUUAAAGGCUACCAUUACAUCAUGGCCAAUUUGGGCUUUAAGGACAUCAAUCUGGAGCGCUUUAUGCAUGGCGGAGCAAAUGUGAGUGGCUUCCAAGUGGUGGAUUUCAGCCAUCCCAUGGUGAUUAAGCUCAUGCAGCGCUGGAACAAGCUUGACCAGCGCGAGUACCCAGGGUCUGACACCCCCCCGAAGUACACAUCUGCACUGACAUAUGAUGGUGUCAUGGUGAUGGCGGAGGCAUUCCGGAACCUGCGCAGAAACAAGGUGGACAUCUCUCGGAGGGGUAACGCUGGAGAUUGUCUGGCAAAUCCUGCAGCACCCUGGAGCCAGGGUCUUGAAAUGGAACGCACCUUAAAACAGGUCAGACUCCAAGGAUUAACCGGAAAUGUGCAGUUUGACAUUUAUGGCCGCAGAGUUAACUACUCAAUGGAUGUCUUUGAACUGAAGAACAAUGGACCAAGAAGGAUUGGUUAUUGGACUGAUGCAGACAAGUUAGUUCUGAUUCAGGACCCCUCCCUUCUUUCAAACGACACAAUGACACAGAAUCGGACCGUCAUUGUGACUACUAUAAUGGAGGGUCCAUAUGUGAUGCUGAAGAAGAACUGGGAGUUGUAUGAAGGUAACGACCGGUACGAGGGCUACUGUGUGGACCUGGCCUCUGAGAUUGCCAAACACAUCGGCAUAAAGUACCUGAUCUCCAUCGUACCUGAUGGGAAGUACGGCGCCAGGGACCCAGAGACCAGGAUCUGGAAUGGAAUGGUCGGGGAGCUGGUGUACGGGAGAGCAGAAAUUGCUGUAGCCCCAUUGACGAUUACCCUGGUUCGGGAGGAGGUCAUUGACUUCUCUAAGCCUUUCAUGAGCUUAGGGAUCUCCAUCAUGAUCAAGAAGCCCCAGAAGUCCAAGCCUGGUGUGUUCUCCUUCCUCGACCCGCUGGCCUAUGAGAUCUGGAUGUGCAUCGUGUUCGCCUACAUCGGCGUGAGCGUGGUGCUCUUCCUGGUCAGCCGUUUCAGUCCGUACGAGUGGCACACGGAGGAGCCGGAGGAGGGCUCAGACGGCGUGCCCAACGACCAGCCGCCCAACGAGUUUGGCAUCUUCAACAGUCUCUGGUUCUCUCUGGGUGCCUUCAUGCAGCAGGGCUGUGAUAUCUCUCCAAGAUCUCUCUCUGGGCGGAUUGUGGGAGGAGUGUGGUGGUUCUUCACCCUCAUCAUUAUCUCCUCGUACACCGCCAACCUGGCUGCUUUCUUGACUGUCGAGCGGAUGGUCUCGCCCAUUGAGAGUGCUGAAGAUCUGGCCAAACAGGCAGAUAUAGCCUACGGAACAUUAGACUCGGGGUCCACCAAAGAGUUCUUCAGGAGGUCAAAAAUAGCUAUUUAUGAGAAAAUGUGGACUUACAUGAAGUCCGCCGAGCCCACCGUGUUCACCAAGAGAACAGCAGAAGGAGUGGCGCGCGUGCGCAAGUCCAAAGGGAAGUAUGCCUUCUUGUUAGAGUCCACCAUGAACGAGUACACGGAGCAGCGGAAGCCCUGUGACACUAUGAAGGUCGGAGGCAACCUGGACUCCAAAGGCUAUGGAGUGGCCACACCCAAGCGCUCACAGUUAAGAAGUGCAGUUAACCUGGCGGUUUUAAAACUGAAUGAACAAGGCCUAUUGGACAAAUUGAAAAACAAGUGGUGGUACGACAAAGGCGAGUGUGGCAGCGGUGGCGGUGGUGAGAAGGACAAGAGCUCCCAGGCCCUCAGCCUCAGUAAUGUGGCAGGAGUGUUUUAUAUCCUGGUGGGGGGCCUGGGUCUGGCCAUGCUGGUGGCCCUCAUCGAGUUCUGCUACAAGUCCAGAAACGAAGCCAAGCGAAUGAAGUUGACCUUCACCGAGGCCAUGCGCCAUAAAGCCCGUCUAUCCAUAACGGGAAGCAUGGGUGAGAACGGACGAGUCCUGAGUCCAGACUGUCCAAAGGCUGUGCACUCUGGACCUUCCCUUCGACAGACCUCUGGAUUGGCUGCGGUCCCUUCUGAUAUGCCAUGAAGACUUAAACCAUUUAAGUGCCUUACCCACAUCACUAUGCCACCCAAUACAUACACACCCGACUGAAACUACCCUCCAAAGCCUAGAAUUCACAGGUUAUUAACUAUUUCAAAAAUCAAAUGUAUAGAGGAGUAAAACAAAGGUGAUUUGCAAAAAUCAGAUUGAUUUUGAGACAAACUUGUCACAAUUAUGGGGUGCCACAUUUGAACACUAGUGCCAACUAGUUAACUUGAAACACAUGCUGAACAUUUGCUAGUUACUGGAAAAUGGAAUACCAACCUGACUAUUCUUUUCAGUUGAAAAAAGGUUUAUUUAUUUUAUGCACUUUUGUCACCUGAGAUCUUACGUCUGAGAAGAUGCAAACUUGAAGUGGCAAGUACUCUGAACAAGAAUGAGCCCCAGCUUCUAAUAUUUGGUCAUAUUACUACCGAAAGGUUAUAUUGUGAAUAUUUCUUGUACUUUCAUGGUUGUUCAAAUACAACCAUAUUAUUCUUUAUUUACAUACCAAUAGCAAUUGCAGUGAAGAUAUGCUUACAUACGAUUACAUUUUGGAAAUUUGAAACACAAUUUUAUCACAUUUUGACCCAGGAUUUCCAGUGUAUUUCAGAUUGAGCCAUUAUAAACAUGGUAUUAUUUUGAUUAACUCCUGUAGACACUUUGAGACUU